This is a messenger RNA of Dreissena polymorpha, 2096 nucleotides long. RefSeq names its product acid sphingomyelinase-like phosphodiesterase 3b. Gene Ontology annotation, molecular function: sphingomyelin phosphodiesterase activity. The transcript is spliced from 6 exons. Gene Ontology annotation, biological process: sphingomyelin catabolic process. The record is from RefSeq and is a predicted model, not a curated record. The coding region runs from base 134 to 1504 and encodes 456 amino acids. NCBI's taxonomy places the organism in Eukaryota, Metazoa, Mollusca, Bivalvia, Myida, Dreissenidae.
CUUACCUUGCUCCCGAGGAAUGUUCACGCUGAGGAAGGAAUUCUACCUUGCAAAGCCGUACUACUUACACGGAUAUUUUGAGUUUGAAAUCGUUAAUGUGCAGUAAUACUGUUGUUAAGUAGACAGUGAAAUAAUGGAUUCAAGCCCGAUUCUAGUAAUGACAGCCAUUCUUACGAUCGCAUCAUCGGACUCAGGUUUCUUCUGGCAUAUCACCGAUUUCCACUAUGACUUCACCUACCACGACCGACAACUCUCGUGUAACCCAAAUGCGAAGCCCACGCAUCCCGGGCAGUUUGGAGACUUUUGGUGCGACUCUCCAUGGAAGCUUGUGAACAGUUCUGUGCAUGCCAUGGCGAAGCUAAAACAAAACGCAGACUUCAUUCUAUGGACGGGAGACACCGUUCUACAUGCCAGCGAUUCUGACCUAAACUACGAUGUCAACGCUGCCAUCCAUAAAAACACGACGGAUUUGAUAAAGAGCGUUUUACCCGGUGUGCAUGUCUAUGCAUCCUUCGGUAACCAUGACUAUUGGCCGAACAACCAAUUUCCACCCGCUAACAACAGACUUUAUAACGAUACUCUCGAAAGAUGGGGGCCGUGGAUUAAUGAUUCUUCUCAGGACAACUAUUUCAGAAAAGGUGCUUAUUACACUGUGAAGACGCCGCAGGGUCUGCGGAUCAUCUCGCUGAACACCAACCUGUACUACACCUCCGACAAGGAAACCGUCAAUGUCUCCGACCCCGCCGAUCAGCUCCAAUGGCUGAACGCUACACUGGUUAACGCUAAGACCAGUAAUGAAAAGGUCCUGAUCACAGCUCACAUUUCUCCCGGGGUUCACACGCCAAGUAGCAUACUUUGGAUGCACGAGAAGUUCCACACACCUUUGGUUGAUAUUCUCCAGACACAUGCUGACAUCAUUGUUGGCAUGUUUUUCGGACACGACCAUUCAGAUGGAUUCAAAGUUUUACCUGACAAAACGGGCACGUCAAUGGCGCCGAUUUUCAUCGCCCCUUCUGUUACGCCUUGGCGGUAUGUAAUUCCCAACGAGAUCGGUCCCGCCCACAACCCUGGCAUCCGGCUAGUUGAGUACGACAGGACCACUGGAAGGCCGCUGGACAUCACUCAGUACUAUCUUGAUCUGAAAACGGCGAAUCAGAACGCCACUGAUAAUUGGGAAGUCGAAUAUGAAGCCAAAAAAGACUACGAAAUACCAGAUUUAACCGCAGCCACACUUGCGAAACUUGCUUCGAAGAUAAAGGAUCCUGGAAGCAAAGAGUUUAAGAAUUACUGGAGGUUCUAUACAGUGAGCGCACCGACGGAGAUGCUGGAAGCGUGCGUGAAUGACUGCCACAGCGCUGUGUAUUGUGGACUUACUUUCUUUGAUAUGGACAGUUUUCGAGCCUGCCAAAACAAGAUGAUCUCCGGAUCAUCCCAAUUGUUUUCUGUCGGACGAAUGAUGACCACGUUCGUAACAUCUGGAUUGCUUAUUGCUAUCGCUUUGUAGCAACGAAUUAGCAUUCGUCAUGGAUCAUAAUGGCAUGUGAUCGUUAUUGCCCCUAUUUAAAUAUUACAGUGUAAUCCCUGUCGAAUUCAUUUUUAGGUUUUUUAUUUGUAAGUUCAUCAUGUAAACAAACUGUCAUUUUUAAUUAAAUUCACUCAACCAUCACAUUCUCAAAUUAAGCAGAUGAUGGUUUGAUAUUUUAAGUGUUCGAUUAACAGAUAAUAAUCAUUAAAAUAUGUUUUGUGUAAUGAUGAUGAACAUAACCUGAAUUAUAAAAUUUAAUGGCAAUGUCCGAACUACACAGAUUCUUGUCCGAUCGUAGUCUUGCCAUAUUUUUUUCCGGUUAUAAUCAUAUCUAACAAUGCUCUUAAUAAUACGACUAUAAGGUAACUUAAGAAACUAUACAUUGUCAUUUAAUAUUCAUAUGUGUUUUUAUUUGCGUAAACGUGACCAUUCCUAAAAAGCUAUUUAGCUGUUUCAUCAUUCCGUUUAAUUUGUUCCCGUAUUAUGUCUUCCCUGUCGUGACAAGUUUGUUAAGGUCAGAUAGAAGUAUAUUCACUUAUUGUUAAAUACAGAAUACAUUGUAUUGUUGACA